Molecule: messenger RNA, 243 nt
Organism: Pyricularia pennisetigena
Lineage: Eukaryota; Fungi; Ascomycota; Sordariomycetes; Magnaporthales; Pyriculariaceae
Exons: 2
Coding region: 1-243 (80 amino acids)
Source: RefSeq, a predicted model, not a curated record
AUGACUGGAUGUGACCACGCGUAUUUUGCCCCGCCGCCGUGUCGAAUUGUCGUCGGGUCGGUGUUUGAGGUUGAGGGCAAAGAAGAGGAGGCCAAAGCAAAGCGCGCAAAUUGGGAGGUUUAUGUAAAAGAUCCAUCUCCAAGAUGUUUUGUCGACGAUGAUUCCGCCCAAAAGUGGCCCGAGUACGGAGCCGACGACGAUGAACAGAAACAAGAGACCCAUGAACUGUCCACGCUCGCGUAA